Molecule: messenger RNA, 1174 nt
Organism: Pleuronectes platessa (European plaice)
Lineage: Eukaryota; Metazoa; Chordata; Actinopteri; Pleuronectiformes; Pleuronectidae
Gene: yjefn3
Product: YjeF N-terminal domain containing 3
Exons: 6
Coding region: 1-750 (249 amino acids)
Cellular component (GO): mitochondrion
Molecular function (GO): NAD(P)HX epimerase activity
Source: RefSeq, a predicted model, not a curated record
AUGGACAAGAUGAACCACAGCUCGGCCGAGGCAGAGGCUGAGACCAUAGAACCCCUGCGUUACCUCAGCAAAGAGGAGGCGGCAGCUAUCGAGACAGAGCUGGUGAGGGACUACAGGUUUGGACAACAGCAGCUGAUCGAGAUCUGGGGACAAGCGUGCGCCAUCGCCAUCACCAAGGCCUACCCUCUCAGCUCUCUAGCGAAGAAGCAGCCAACAGUGCUGGUGAUCUGUGGUCCCGAUCAGAAUGGCUCCAUUGGGCUGGUGUGCGCCCGACACCUGCGCAUAUUUGAGUAUGAGCCCACCAUCUACCACCCCAAACGCUCCUCUCACAGUCUACACCAGGAUUUCACGGUUCAGUGUGAAAAGAUGGACAUCCCGUUCCUCUCCUACCUCCCCACAGAGGUGCAGCUCAUAAACGAUGCCUACAACCUAGUGAUCGAUGCCAUGCUGGGCCCGGAGUCAGACUGGGCCAACAUUAAGGAGCCCUACUCUGGUAUUCUGGUCACCCUGAAGCAAGUGAAGAUCCCCAUUGCCAGUGUGGAUAUGCCUUCAGGUUGGGAUAUAGAAGAACCGAGUCAGGACGGGAUUAACCCGGACGUUCUCAUCUCGCUUACAGCUCCAAAGAAGUGUGCCAUGAAUUUCACGGGGAAGCAUUUCUUGGCCGGACGCUUCCUGCCCUAUGACAUCCAGAAAAAAUACGAGCUAAACCUCCCAGUCUACCCCGGCACAGACUGUCUCAUAGAGUUGUAACACAUGGGAUCCAGUGGGGCCACAGCUAAAACAAAAAAAAAGAGAUAAAAGUACAGUUAAUCAAUUCUCUUGUUUUGUAUUUUAUAGAUUAAUGUUGCCAUCUCAGUUUUGUGAAACGGGCUACAUGUGCUGUCGAGCUGCAGUAGAGGGAUACUAUUGAGAACCUGUGGUUUGAGUCAUGUCUUUUUAGGGGAAUGGCACGAGGAGUUUUUGUGGUAACUUGUAAAAGCUGUAGCAUUACACUGUUUUAUGAUUACUUUGCAAAAGACAGACACAGUCUCAGCAAGCAAAGAUAACUUUUUUUAUGACGCCAAGAAAUGGAACUUUAUUUUCAGCACUUUCUUUUUGACUUUUCAUGUUCUGAUGCUUUUUCUGUUGCUACGUGAAACUUUCUACUAAAAUGUGCUGCUGAGCGGAGUGGGCG